AUGAAGCAUGUUCAUUCGUUCUGCCAAAGGGAUUGGACACAGUCGGUUGAAUUUAAGUUCGAGAUCUCAACUUUGUAUUCUCUGGUAGAUACGAAAUUUCCUCCUACCGUCACAGCUGUACAUCGACCCAUACCAGAGAGAUCAAACAUCCAAGAUGCCAUUCGCAAAAUCCCAGAAGCUGGGAUUGAAAAUCCACCCAGCGCCCUUCAAGCCAUCCCACCUCUCCAUCCCACCCAGUCCCUUCUCUCCCCGGACACCUCUCCCCUUCCUCAACCACCGAGCAUCCAGCUUCAACACCUCCGUACAACCAUUAUCGAAAUACCCUCCACCAUCGCCCAGCGCGCAGGUCCCCGCACAACCACUCCGUUGGCUGUGGCAGUGCCAUCAAUGUGGUCGGACAUACGCUCUCGGCGUUCGCGCCGCUGCCUUGACGACGGGCACUACUUCUGUUCCGGGACAACGAAGGUCAAGGAUUGGAGGAAAUCCGCGAAUCCCAGGAAGAGCAGGAAGAGGGUCAAGCGGCAUCGGGCUUGCCCUAGUGAGUUCGACUACCAAGGGUGGAAGGUCUGGGGACGGUGGAAGAGGAGUGGGAAGAAGAGCAUCGAUCUUUAUGAUGAGUUUAUCGAGGACGUAGAUGCGGUGGAGAAAGACCAUUACGGUAAGAAGGAGAGGGGAAUGACAAAGGACUGCUGGAACACGUGCGAUUAUCCGAGCGAGUGCCGCUGGGGACGGCAGUACGGGGUGCAUAGUCCGCUCGUACAGGAAGUUCCAAGUGUAGCUCUAAGUCCGGUCUCGCCGCCCUCGCCUACUCCGUCGAACUUAGAGGGAGUGCUGAAGCCUGAGAAUGUGAAGGCCUGUGAAGAGGCGGAAAAGAAGGGGGAGAAGACGGAUUUCUGGGGUGCAUUGUUAGCGAGUGCAACGAGAAGGAAGUCAGUGACGCGAUCCUCCCCACUGGCGGUUAUAUCCGAAGAGCCGGAAGGUCAAGAUCGUAUCAGUAAAGAUCAGGAAGGCGAUGUCACCAUGACAGGUUAUAAUUAUGAAAGUGUCUCUUCGUCGAUCGUCACUGCAACGGCCGUAGCUGCAGCCACGGCAGUAGGUAAUGUACUCGCGGACAUAUCGCCUGUCGCUUCAUUCAAAGAGAUGACGAGGAAGACCUUCAAGCAGGGUAGAUUGUCGAGAAUCUUGGAACUUGAUGAGACUAGUUCACCGGAGCAACAUUCACUUUCGACCGUCACGGUCAAUCAUAUGGAGACUGGUUUCGAGAAUCGAGAUGACCUGCUUUCAGAAUUUGCACCGUUGGAGAGAAUGGAUAGCGCAUGUUCGCCAGGCCUUGUCUCAUAG
Molecule: messenger RNA, 1341 nt
Organism: Aaosphaeria arxii CBS 175.79
Lineage: Eukaryota; Fungi; Ascomycota; Dothideomycetes; Pleosporales
Exons: 1
Coding region: 1-1341 (446 amino acids)
Source: RefSeq, a predicted model, not a curated record